AAGAUACUGCGCAUGUGCGAGGAAGAGGAAGUUGUACAUCCCGAAGUUGACGAGAAGUGGACUGGUCUCUCCGUCCUUUAUUAUCCUGCUUUACAACGUUACAAUAACAAAAGGUAACUCAAUCUCAACAUGCACCCCCCGGAGUUGAUCAAGACCAAACAGGCAGAAAAGAGCAUCAACGGUAUAUCAACACAGGCCGUCUGCAGUGAAUUCAGCAACUACAUCUUCGUAGUUCUCACACAGUAUGGGAAGAUUGGAACGCUGGUAUCCAUCACGCCCGACACAAGGACAGGGGACAUCUCCACGCCCAUGUACACCACUAAAGUUCUGCUGGGGAAAGAUGAGGCUUUGACCCACGUAUGUGCCAAACACCUGGCAACCUCCAUCUCGCAAGAGUCUGGAAAUCGGCCUGUCCUCCUUGGGCUGGCUCUCAAAGACAACUCUAUUGAUUCCAUUAACACCAUGAAGGAACUGAUCAAAACUUGCCAAGUGUGGUGAUGAAUAGAAUUUACUUGCACUUGGAUAUGGGCUAUCUCAGAGACAAUUUCAGUGGAAACAAAUGAGGAAAAAAAUACCAACAUGGGGGAGCCGACUUCUCAUCGCCUACACUGGGCUAAAGGGGACUUUGUGCAUCUUAAUUUGAAAGUUUUGUAAUAAAAUGACAAAAAAAAUGAAUUUAAAAA
This is a messenger RNA of Engraulis encrasicolus (European anchovy), 683 nucleotides long. It is a transcript of the gene psmg3, whose product is annotated as proteasome (prosome, macropain) assembly chaperone 3. The record is from RefSeq and is a predicted model, not a curated record. Lineage: Eukaryota; Metazoa; Chordata; Actinopteri; Clupeiformes; Engraulidae. The coding region runs from base 130 to 498 and encodes 122 amino acids. Gene Ontology annotation, biological process: proteasome assembly. The transcript has 3 exons.